Messenger RNA from Temnothorax curvispinosus, 1637 nucleotides. It is a transcript of the gene vimar, whose product is annotated as rap1 GTPase-GDP dissociation stimulator 1. Gene Ontology annotation, biological process: positive regulation of GTPase activity. Gene Ontology annotation, cellular component: cytosol. The record is from RefSeq and is a predicted model, not a curated record. The transcript is spliced from 7 exons. Gene Ontology annotation, molecular function: protein binding; guanyl-nucleotide exchange factor activity. Lineage: Eukaryota; Metazoa; Arthropoda; Insecta; Hymenoptera; Formicidae. The coding region runs from base 122 to 1432 and encodes 436 amino acids.
UGAAAAACGUUGAAGGCGCCAGCUUUCUGCGGAAUGUAGCUGCUGGAUUCUUGUUGAACUUUUUGGUGGAUCAGGAUAUGUUGUACAAGAAGAUAUACUUCGCCAGGCACUCGAGGAGGACAUGGUACCAAUUGUUUGCAGCGUUUUGGAAGAAGAUGGAAUUAGCGGUGGCGAAGCGGCGAUGCACGUGUUACUCACUCUAGGGAUAUUGAACGACGAGAACAUUAUAUUUCUCGACGAGAGAUUGACGAGAGUUCUGGUUGACAUACUAGCCAAUGACACUUCUUCUGAGCUGUCUGAGAUGUGCUUGGAGCUCUUGCACGGCCAAGCGGAAGACGAAAAUGCAAAGCUAUUGUUGGCUAAGGCAGGAGUGUGUGAAUUGCUCCUGAAACUAUUGGAGAAACAUGGCCCCCAAUGCAACGAUGAGGAAACUCGGUCAAUUCUCAAAGUUGCCUGUAACUUAAUCGUUUUGAUUUUAACUGGAGAUGACAGCAUGAAUUUUCUGUACGACGAUAGCAAGGGUCCUGUGUACAAGAAGCUAGUAGAAUGGCUGGAGAGCUUUGACGAAGACUUGCAGAUCACCGCCGUUUUGGCCAUGGGCAAUGUCGCGCGGACCGACACACAUUGCAAGCGCAUGGUCGAACAGGGGAUUCAUCGGAAGCUGUUAAAAAUUCUUGAAAAAAACGGCACCAAAUCAGGCGAUAUUAGAUGCCAGCAUGCCUUGCUCAGCGCGUUACGUAAUCUCGUUAUACCCGCGGACAACAAAUCACCGAUUCUUGCCGAUGGUUUGAUCGACGUUCUCUAUCCAAUGCUGGAGAUUCCUACCUUCCCCGUCGUUUUCAAAUUACUGGGAACGCUUAGGAUAGUCAUAGACGGUCAAAGGGAAGCCGCGAUCUCUUUAGGACGAAGAGAGGACUUGAUUAAGCGGGCAGUUGAGUGGUGCAGUACCGAAGAUCAUCCUGGUGUCCAAGGUGAAGCCAAUCGAUUAAUCGCCUGGCUAAUAAACAACAGCAGGGACAAGCAAAUUGCUCUGUCAAUUAUCAAGUACGGUGCGGUGCAGCAUCUAGUUGGCAUGCUUCUGGCGCAACACGCGCUAAUGCAAAACGAAGCGAUUCUGGGUCUUACGAUACUGACGAGGAUCUGCCCGGCGGAAUCCGAGGAGUUACUGAUCAAAGCGGGCUUUGGACGUAACAUGUGCGAGUUCUUCGCUCGCGAAAAUCUCGAAGUGCACAUCGUACUGAACGCGUUGUCGCUAUUGGACAGUGUUCUACAAUCAGACCGAUUGAAGGAGCAUCUGAAGAGCUGCGGAUUGGCCAACGCGUGCAAGAUCUUGCAACUGCACAUAAAUGAGAAUUCCGCAACGGAACUGCAGGCCCGGGUUACCAAUUUGCGAGCGGCGCUGGGCACCGCCUUGGGAACCAACUGCGACUAGAGACGACGACGACGACGACGAUGAUGACAAUGACCAACUCGGAACCUAACGCGUUCAUACGCGCUGCCAUUCUCUUACCGUUGUAUCUUCCAUCAUUCCAAAGAACCAUACAGACUUCUUCAAUGACCAAAUCGUCCCAACUUGAUCCACAGAUUGCAAAAAAUAUUUUAUUUAUCGAGAAAUAUAUAUAUUCCAUUGAUGUAUA